Messenger RNA from Aedes albopictus (Asian tiger mosquito), 843 nucleotides. RefSeq lists its product as uncharacterized. NCBI's taxonomy places the organism in Eukaryota, Metazoa, Arthropoda, Insecta, Diptera, Culicidae. The record is from RefSeq and is a predicted model, not a curated record. Gene Ontology annotation, molecular function: nucleic acid binding. Gene Ontology annotation, biological process: DNA integration. Bases 1 to 843 code for a protein of 280 amino acids. The transcript has a single exon.
AUGGCAAUCAGGCGAUUCAUUGUCAGACGAGGUGCACCCUUGGAAAUAUUUUCGGACAAUGGCACUAACUUCAUCGCCGCUAGUAAGGAGUUCGUACAGAGGAUCAAGGACAUUGAACUGGAGUGUGCUGACAACUUCACUGACGCUAGAACUCGAUGGAAUUUUAAUCCGCCAGCAGCUCCCCAUAUGGGCGGAAUAUGGGAGCGGCUAGUGAAGUCCGCAAAGGAUGCACUGAAGGGACUACACGAUGGCUGUAAAUUGAACGACGAAAUCCUUCUAACCGUGUUAUCGGAAGCGGAGGAUAUGGUAAACUCUCGGCCCCUCACGUACGUACCACAAGAAUCAGCCGAAGCCGAAUCUCUUACGCCGAACCAUUUUCUUCGGGGGCUACCUGCUGGAGAACGCGAAGAAGUAAAUAUGCCGACAAGUUCUGCUGAAGCGUUGCGGGACAAUUUCAAGCGAUCUCAACAGUUGGCAGACGUACUAUGGCAACGAUGGCUGAAAGAAUACAUACCGACCAUUAAUCACCGGACCAAAUGGUUCACUGAGCAAGAACCUAUCGAGGAAGGAGAGUUGGUGUAUAUUGUCGACGGGAACAAUCGAAGGACCUGGAUUCGGGGCAAAGUGGAGAAAGUGAUACGAGGCGCAGAUGGAAGAGUUCGACAAGCUCUGGUGAGAACGUCUAAGGGACUAUACCGUCGAGCUGUGGCUAAGCUUGCAGUGAUGGAGUUAAGGAGUAAAUCUGGCCAACUGACGGAAAUUGGACCAGAGUUACGGAAGGGGGAACUGUUACCAUCACCACUGGGCAAAUCACCGGUGGGCAUGCUGACAGGUCGACCUUAA